This is a messenger RNA of Myxocyprinus asiaticus (Chinese sucker), 3747 nucleotides long. RefSeq names its product hormonally up-regulated neu tumor-associated kinase homolog A-like. Gene Ontology annotation, biological process: intracellular signal transduction; protein phosphorylation. The transcript is spliced from 9 exons. The record is from RefSeq and is a predicted model, not a curated record. Gene Ontology annotation, molecular function: protein serine/threonine kinase activity; ATP binding. Lineage: Eukaryota; Metazoa; Chordata; Actinopteri; Cypriniformes; Catostomidae. The coding region runs from base 441 to 2420 and encodes 659 amino acids. Gene Ontology annotation, cellular component: cytoplasm.
ACCCCGUGCCGGGAAACAAACUUCAAACAACAUAUGAGAGAGACUCGACAGACGGAGUCAUUUACACGUUCAUGUACCGAGAGAAACUGAACGCUUGCGAGGUCCGACUUUAUCAAACAGGACUCUUAAUGAUAAGAUCCUUUGACUAUUUCUUUCUAGAUUAAAAUAGAGUGGCUCUAUUAAGUGUCCUGCGAUUAAUACAAUAGUUACGUAAAACUAUUAAACUCAGUGUUGAAUUAGUCGUUUGCGCAUUCACUGUCAGCUGAGGCGAACAGGUGGCGCGUGCGUGCGUCGAAUUCCGUUACGUCUUUUGAAUUAAGUAACAGAAGGGACAGGGAUUCAGAUGUCCCAUUCUCACAGAGCUCUUAAUACGCUGGAGAGAUCCGUGGUAACUCUAGAUUCAGACUGUGGACAACAGGUUUAAUUCAACAGGCGCAGGGAUGCCCGACGCUGGCACAGACAUGGGGCUGGACAACGGCAGAAUUUUUGGGAUGAAAGCCCCGACUUCUGUAGGCACGGAAAACAUCCCUCCCUCAUCUCUAGGCAGCGGUCCUCCUGCAGAUAUCCUGCGAAACUUUUAUCACACGAAGAGAGUUGGAAAUUACCUGAUCGGAAGGAAGUUGGGAGAGGGAUCGUUCGCCAAAGUGCGCGAGGGGCUUCACGCGACCACGGGGGAGAAGGUGGCGGUAAAAGUGAUUGAUAAGAGGAAGGCCAAAAAGGACUCUUACGUCACAAAGAACUUGCGUCGUGAAGGACAGAUCCAGCAAAUGAUCCGUCACCCAAAUAUAACCCAACUGCUGGACAUCCUUGAGACGAAAAACAGCUACUACCUCGUCAUGGAGCUCUGCCCUGGUGGAAACCUAAUGAACCACAUUUAUGAAAUGAAAAGACUGGAUGAGAGAGAAGCACAGAAAUACGUACGCCAUCUAGUCAUGGCAGUGGAGCACCUACACAGGGCAGGAGUUGUUCACAGAGACUUGAAGAUUGAAAAUCUUCUCUUGGAUGAACAGGACAACAUAAAGCUGAUCGAUUUUGGGCUGAGUAACUGUGCUGGAAUUCUAGGAUACACUGAUCCCUUCAGCACACAGUGUGGCAGCCCGGCAUACGCCGCUCCUGAGCUUCUUUCAAGGAAGAAGUACGGUCCCAAAGUGGAUGUCUGGUCAAUAGGAGUCAACAUGUACGCCAUGCUCACUGGUACCCUACCAUUCACCGUGGAGCCAUUUAGUCUGAAAGCCCUGCAUCAGAGAAUGGUGGACAAAGAUAUGAACCCUCUACCUCCAUCUAUCUCAUCAGCUGCUGUCAGUCUGUUAAAGAGACUUUUAGAGCCCGACCCUGAUAAGAGACCCAACAUCCACCAAGUGAUGGCUGAUUCAUGGCUGCAGUUGGGCAACCCUCACACUGGAGUCCCUUACUUGAAUAGGAUCCACAUUGAGGAGAUCAACCAUACGGUCCUGCUACACAUGACUGAGCGAAUGGGCUACAAGCACAGCGAGGUGCUUAGUGCAGUGCUCACAAACAAAGCUUGUCACACACUGGCUGUUUACUUCCUCCUCAACAACAAGAUGAAGAGACUCUCGAAGGAGUAUAGGGAGAAACAGUACAGUAUGGAGAAGGAGAAAAAGAGUGAACUCUUUCAGACCCAAUGGAGGAAGCACAUUGAGAAGAUCACGAUUCCACCCAAGCAGACACCUGUCUAUCUUGCUGUGAGCAAAGGCCCUACCAAAGAGAAGAAACACAAAACAGGUCUUCUAAAAGCUGUGACCGGGGGUCUUAAAGAUGUUUACUCCGGACGUGGUGGUUGUAUCACCUCCUCCUCUCUGGAAUACCUGGAGAUCCACCCCCUGUUUCCAAACACUCCACAACAAGCCCGUCAUCAGCCCGAGACCCAGCCACCCCAGAAAGACGGCUCCAAAGAUUCCCCAAAAGUUGUCAACAUCCCUGCUCGUCCACCUUCAUCCCUUGGUGCCCAUUCUUGGGCUUCUGCAAGCAAGGAACUAACCAAAGAAGCUCCUCCAUCUCCAUGGUACAAGCUGACCAAUGGUGCACUCUCUCCCCCACGACAUGUGUCGGCCUUCCAGCCCGAUAGCUCAUACUUGAAGAAGGCCACGAUCCCCAGUCCGCCUGUUCUUAUUGUCAAACCCCAGCCCAAGAAAAGUCCUUCCACUACAGACUGGCCAAGCUCCUCAGAUUCCAGCAGCAGUCCACCCAGCAGUGGGGGUAGCGAGGAGCCCGACAGCCCUCAGCACCGGAGCAAGUUCCCUUCUAUGGGCAUUGGGCAGAUUUUAAAGAAGAAGGUGCCACCUUUCAGCUUCCCAUUGCCACCCUUCAGGCCAGAGCCUGCGGUGGAGGUGGAGUCUCCAACUCCGUACCAUAUGCAAACUCUGCUCUGCGCCUCAGGGGCUCUCAAAACCCUGUGCUGAUGAUGAGACUUUAUGGCCUCGUCAUACUUGCUGAACUUUUAGAAAAUGUUAUGUCAGAUGAAUGCAGUAAUAUUAUCUCACCAACAAUGCUCACAGUUUGGACAGUUGGGCUUCCAACGUGACAUGGAAACCGGAUUUAUUGUCAACCCCGCAGGGAGUUAUUUGUUGUAAAUGUGCACGCAUACCUAGCUGGAGUGAAGGCUUUUAGAGAACAUGCUCUGAACACUGACUUUAGCUAACAUAGGCAAAGGCAAGUUGACACUUAAAGUCAAAUUCACAUGCAUCAACACGUUCAACACACUUUUAGUUAAGUGACAUGUAGCAGCUGAGCCAACUGCUUUUACCACACAAAUAAAUUUUCUAUGAAACAAAGCUGUCACUGCCGACUAUAACCACAAUAAUUUGUACUUGUGUUUAGUAUCUCUGGGUUUGUGUACAGAAAUACAACAAAGACUGUUAAGGAAUGGUUGGAGGGUUUUAUGAAAAUGUGCUUAUUUCAGCAAAUAAUAUUAAUUAUUUGUCACUUUUUUCAACCUCAAAUUGUAAUGAAACUCAGGUCAACGACACUGAACUCUAAAGAUUUUUUUUUUCUCCUAUAUCCUAACUUUGAACCUGUGGUGAAAUAUGGUCAAUAUUUCAUUGGAAGACAACAUUCCUCUUUCUUCCCCUAAGGGAUUGCUGGCAUUUUGUAUAGCCUUAACUACCUUGCAUUAAGCCUUUAGGCUGAAAGCUUUUUCAGUAGUAUGAGUUGAUAAUGUUUAGUGCUCAAGAUUCAUUUUACCUGCAAAGCAUCAUGUUGAGUGAAAUAAUGGUUUGUGCAAUAGUAUGUACAUAUAUUAGAUGGCUGAACUGGUUAUGACCAGGGUGGUGUUUUUCUCCAUUGAACGAGAGAGAGAUUUGACUAUAGUCUGUACAUGCAAGUGUCUUUCAUUAUGUGUUUUCAACCUUGAGUCAUAAUGUCAUUUCACAUUACACUAGAUUUACAAAGCAGUAUGUCCUGUUUCACAUUCUUCAAGUGCACAGAAGACUAUGAGCUGUGAGAAAAUGAACAUUUUCUGUUUUAAACACAUUUGCAUGCACUCUGCAAUUUUGAAAAAAAUGUGAUGUCAGUUUUUGGUGACAUGUCUUUGUACUUUUGUUAUGGUUGAUGAAUUUUUGUAGGUUUUUGUAUUGAUUUGCUUUUGCCAAGUUAAAGGAGCUUUUUAUCCUGUAAAAAAGAUUUAAAAUAUUUAUAUUCAAAGAUUAUUUGUGUUCUGAAUUUUCUAUUUUGACACAGCAUGUGUUACCUUUUAGCACAAACAAAUAAAUGCACAAUAAGUAAAUGCAG